This is a messenger RNA of Coregonus clupeaformis (lake whitefish), 738 nucleotides long. RefSeq names its product matrix metalloproteinase-19-like. The transcript is spliced from 6 exons. Gene Ontology annotation, biological process: collagen catabolic process; proteolysis; extracellular matrix organization. Bases 1 to 738 code for a protein of 245 amino acids. Gene Ontology annotation, cellular component: extracellular matrix. Lineage: Eukaryota; Metazoa; Chordata; Actinopteri; Salmoniformes; Salmonidae. Gene Ontology annotation, molecular function: zinc ion binding; metalloendopeptidase activity. The record is from RefSeq and is a predicted model, not a curated record.
AUGGAAGCAAUGGCCUAUUUAAGGAACUAUGGCUACCUACACAUCCCACUGGACAGUAGUAAGAGCCAGGUUUAUCAGACUGAAGAAAUCACAGAGGCACUAAGAACCUUCCAGAAGGCAACUAACUUGGCCGUCUCAGGGACACUCAACGAGGCCACAUUGGCAAUGAUGAAACGACCUCGGUGUGGUAUUGAGGACUCCUUCAAUGACAAAUCCCUCAAAUAUCGAGUCAUGGGUUCUACUUGGCGUAAGAAAAUGUUGACCUACCGCCUCUAUAAUUACACCCCAGAUUUGGGCCUGGCAAAAGCACGUGCGGCCAUCCAGGCUGCGUUUAGGUACUGGAGUGAGGUGUCAUCCCUGAGUUUCCGGGAGGUGCUGUUUCCGGGAAGAGCAGACAUCAAGAUCUCGUUUCAUAAGAAGGAUAGAUCAUGUCCGGUGCCCUUCGAUGGACCAGGGGGAGUGUUAGCCCACGCAGAUAACCCUGAAUCAGGCAUUGUGCAUUUUGACGAAGACGAGCAGUGGACAGAGGGGACGACCUCUGGCCGUAACCUGAGGAUUGUAGCAGCCCAUGAGAUUGGUCACGUGCUUGGCCUGGGUCACUCUCAGCACCACAAGGCUCUGAUGGGACCUGUCUACUUUGGUUACCAUGCCAACUUCAAACUGCAUCCUGAUGAUAUCCGUGGAAUCCAAGCUCUGGAAGCCAGGCAAUCGUCCAACAGUAUCCAGAAAGCCAAAUGA